Molecule: messenger RNA, 845 nt
Organism: Macrobrachium nipponense
Lineage: Eukaryota; Metazoa; Arthropoda; Malacostraca; Decapoda; Palaemonidae
Gene: mRpL32
Product: large ribosomal subunit protein bL32m-like
Exons: 4
Coding region: 96-701 (201 amino acids)
Biological process (GO): translation
Source: RefSeq, a predicted model, not a curated record
CUACUGCUAUUACUACUACUAACUUUCGGCAGUCGGCAUUGCGUCUUUAUGUCCAUCAUUACAGCGUAACGAGACAUAUAUUUAACAUAAGUAAAAUGGUUGACCAAGUUGCAAAAGCCGCCAUACAAAUGUACAGGCACACAGAAAGGUGUAUAUUCAACCUAUUACGCAAUUUUUACCCGGGUGCUCAUCAAGAAAUUGGAUGGGUUACAUGUGACAUUCCUCAUUACAAAGAUUCCAACACCCUAGAAAGAUCCCCAGAAAGAUCUAUUGAGGAUGGCUUUUUAUGGACAGCACCAAGGGAUAGGAGAAGCAGAGAACGAAGAUUGACAAGGAAAUUUGGAAGUGAGAAGGGAUAUUAUAAAAUGCUUCCUGUAUUGAAAUUGCUAACCUGUGACAAUUGUGGUCAUGCACACGAAGCAGGACGUUUAUGUCCUAAUUGUUACAGCAAAAACAAGGACUUGACUACAGCAAUGCAAGAAAGCCAGAAUGCAACUCAAGGUCUUGCUCCCAUUGAGCAUGAAGUCUUUCCCGUAUUUAAAGGAGAAAAAGUGGAUGCUGAUGGUAAAUUUUUCAAGGGAAUGCAAAUUGUAGAGGUUCCUAAAGAUCGACCACAGUGGUUUUCUCGCAGACUGACCCAAAAAUCAAAUGUAAUGCCAUCAGAAGGCUCUUCUUUGAAGGAAACUAGUUCCUUAGGGUAAUUUGCUCUUAACUCAGCUGGGAAUAGUACCAUUUUUUUUUUUACGUUAAUGGCAUAGUAUUGUCUGGUUGAAUGUAUGACUGCAUUGUUCAUAAAAGUGUCAUUUGUAAAUAUAUAUGAAAAAUAAAUAUAGUAAGAAGUAAAA